This is a messenger RNA of Malaya genurostris, 2167 nucleotides long. RefSeq lists its product as uncharacterized. NCBI's taxonomy places the organism in Eukaryota, Metazoa, Arthropoda, Insecta, Diptera, Culicidae. The coding region runs from base 750 to 1718 and encodes 322 amino acids. The transcript is spliced from 2 exons. The record is from RefSeq and is a predicted model, not a curated record.
GAGGAAAUAACUUUGUUAUAAAUAAAAAUACAUGAAAUAUAUCAGCAUUAGAGACCGCCCAAGUGUUGCUACUUCGUUAUUGAUUAGGACCGGUUGAGGUUGCAAAAUGUUCUGUUAUUUUAAUAUUGUGGAAUAUGGGUUGAUCCCUGUAUGUUGAUGAAUACCGACACCGGCCACCUGCGACUACUUGGGAAGCGCAGAAUUGUUAGUGUAAUGCAUGUUGUUACUAGAAACCGAAAUAUUUUCUGCGCUCCCACGUGCAUCACAAGUAGGGUUAGUUUGUUGAAAUGUGUUAAAGUAACAUUAUCAUGUGUGGGUUAUCGGCUACCGAGAAUGCUUUUGAGUUUAUUCCUCUUAAGUUUUUAAAUUAUACUGCUCGUUGAAAAUUCGGUAGACAGAGCUUCUAUUUUCUGAAAUUCGCAAAUCUAUGGACAACUGGCUUAGUUAUAUAUUUAGUGCUUUGUUUUCGCGAUAAGCAUAUGUAAUAUUCGAUUACUUGAAUUACUGCUUUCAUUGAAUCAUUCAAAACGAUUUCCAGAUGUACUGCCUGUAGAGUCAUAAGUAAUAUGAUGAGAUGCAAUAUCCACUGACUACACCCCUGACCAUGAUGUAAGUAUUGGUGACACACUCCGAACAACCGUUGCAACAUGUUGCCAUGGGAUCAUUAGUGGGAGUAUAUCGAAGCUGAGUGGACGCACUGAAGCGACGCGGGAGUAAACGCUACAAAUUGGCGCAGUCGGUACGAUAAAAUGAUGAAUUUCGGAGACAAUUUAAAAUGCCCAUUAGAGCCUUUUAAUGAUUGUGUGGGUAGUCAGGAUUUUCGAAGAGAGUGGGAGGAGUGGCAUCGGGCAUUCGAGCUAUUUUUAGAAUUACGAAAUUUGGAGAGUCAACACGACAAAUUGGUACUACUAUUGACUGCAGGUGGUCGCGGUUUGCAACGUAUUUAUUAUAAUCUCGGUCUAGCACCAGAUGAAAUUUAUCCUGAACCAGUUAAAAUACCGUAUUGCCCCCAAGAGGUACCCGAAUACGACAAUGCAGUGAAGAGACUGAGAAAGUUUUUUAUCGGAAAACGUAAUGAUCGUAUUGAACUGGAAGUCUUCCGUUCAUUAAAACAGGGAUGUGACGAAACAUUUAAUAAUUUUCUACUACGGCUUCGGACACAAGCAGCGCGAUGUGAUUUCAGAGACCGAGAAGAGAAAGAGAUCCUCCAGCAAGUCACAAUGGGAGCCUGCGACGAACGAGUGCGGGACAAAGGUCUAGAGAGUGUGAUGGACCUUGAUGAGAUAACUAGCUACGCUGUUAACCGAGAGAUACUGUCCAAGCAGAAGGAAAAAUCGAAAGCUUUCACCGGAGAGGCGACCCCUAGUUCUGUAGCAGCUGUUAAGCAAGAGUGGAUCCCAAGAUCACGAAUGAAUGGAAAAUUUUAUAACUAUGAAAUUAACAGGGGAAAAUGGUCAGCUCGUGGAAAUGUCGAGUGUGGUCGCUGUGGUGCACAUAGGCAUUCAUCAGACUCGUUGAAUUGCCCGGCGCGUAAGGCUCGGUGUAACCAGUGUCGUCGAAUUGGACAUUUUGCACGAAAAUGUAAUAAACAACAAAGCAGCUCGAGAAACCGUACUUGGAAACGAACGACAGAUGAAGCCAACUUGUUGCGACAAGAUGAAGGUUUGGUUGAAGAACUUCCCUGCAGAUCAAUUUCACAAAAUGUUUCUCAGGUAUAAUUAAAACGGUUUCGAAGAGAAAUUAAAUAUAGUAACAGCCUUAAACUGUAUGAAAACCGAAUUCGACAAAUAAAGUAACCAUGAAUUAUCUUCUUUCAUUUUAUUUAGAACUCGAUGAAGUCCAAUAUUGAUGGCAUCGUUACGUGUUUCAUAGAUCAACAUCCUGUGAGUUUUCUUGUUGAUUCUGGUUCUUCCAUUAACACAGUGACUACAGAAGUAUGGGCAAAGCUAGAAAGUUGCGAUUCGAAGCUCUUCAAGAAAAAAAAUCCUGGGGACCGACGAUUUACUGCAUAUGCUAGCCGUGAUACAUUGAAGGUGUUGGCGGUAUUUCAGGCAUGGAUCUUUAUUGACAAUGCAAAGCCAAAGAGCUACGCUGAAUUCUUUGUAAUUGAAGGAGCCAAUCGAUGUUUGUUGAGUAAACGAACGGCGGAAGAGCUCAAAAUUCUAAA